Molecule: messenger RNA, 1458 nt
Organism: Phialemonium atrogriseum
Lineage: Eukaryota; Fungi; Ascomycota; Sordariomycetes; Cephalothecales; Cephalothecaceae
Product: putative abhydrolase domain-containing protein 12 protein
Exons: 1
Coding region: 109-1323 (404 amino acids)
Biological process (GO): phosphatidylserine catabolic process; monoacylglycerol catabolic process
Cellular component (GO): endoplasmic reticulum membrane
Molecular function (GO): monoacylglycerol lipase activity; phosphatidylcholine lysophospholipase A1 activity
Source: RefSeq, a predicted model, not a curated record
CCUCAACCUCACCUUUCUUUCGUGUUUCCCUAGGUACCUACCUAGUUCAACUCUUCGCCUCAUCUCGCCUCUCCUUACUGAGAUUGAGGGCAUUUGGGCCUGCAAGCAAUGGCGGCCCCUUCUGUGGUAGACCCUUUUGUGGUUCUGCAAUACGUCAUGUUCGCACUCGUGGCCUCAACUGUGGGCUACCUUCUUUUUAUCUGCCUCCUCACGGUGCCAUUCUUCCAAAAUCAAGUCAUCUAUCUCAACAGCAUAGCCAUGACUUGGUUUCAGGAUGUCAACAUGCCUGAACAAUGGGGCUUUAUGCACAACCAGGUUACGCCCUUCACCCUCCAGACCCCCGAUGGCGAAGCUCUACACGCAUGGCAUAUUCUCCCACUCAAUCUCCACCAAAGGUUUGAGUCGCAACUUGCCGCAGAACCAGAGGGCCACGUAUCAGAUAUCAAGACACGGUUGGCUUUCAAGCUUCUCCGCAACGAUCCGGAAUCCCUCUUGGUUCUGUACUUCCACGGCGCUGCUGGCACUCUGGGCUCCGGAUGGCGACCUCAGAGCUAUCGAGCCUUAUAUGCUAGCGCUCCUGACAAGAUCCACGUUGUUGCUAUUGACUACAGAGGCUUCGGAUCCAGCACAGGUGCGCCUUCUGAGCAGGGCCUUUUGACUGAUGCCCUCGCCCUCGCUGAGUGGGCUAUGAAAGAGGCAGGAAUCCCGCCUCAGCGUAUCGUCCUCUUUGGGCAAUCUCUGGGCACUGCGGUGGCCAUAUCUCUAGCUCAUCAUAUGGCAACGAGGCCUGAGCCGACCCUUUUCUCCGGCAUGGUCCUGGUAGCUCCAUUUGCCGACGUGGAGCUCCUGACAGCCACGUAUCGUGUGGCAGGAACCAUCCCCAUUCUUGACCCAGUCGCCUACUUCCCGCGGCUACUGGCCUUCCUGAACACCUUCAUACUCACCAAAUGGCCAAGCAAGGACAAGCUUGCCGAGUUUGUACGGCUGUGCGAGGGCAUGCCCGGGGACAGGCCACGGUACCACAUCACCAUUAUUCACGCCGAGGACGACUACGACAUCCCGUGGACCCACAGCGAGAUCCUGUUCUGGCACGCCGUCAACGCGUCUAUCCCGAUGGGCAUUGGCUACGAGGAGCUCGAGGAACAAAAACAAAAGGGACGGACUGUGCUGGGCGCGGGUGGCUGGGUGGUGAGCCGACCGACAGACGGAGGCUUAAUUAGAGAGGAGAUUACGAAGUAUGGGUUGCACGACAGGAUCAUGUCAUACCCCGUUGUGAGCUCGGCUAUCUUGAGGGCAUUUCAAUUAAAGGAAGACUCGGGCUGAGACAAUUGAUACCCCCGGCUGUUUUUGGUUCUACACAUAUACCAAGCCACGGCCACCACGGCUACUAUAACUCUAGUUAAAACAAACCGAUAUGAGGUUGUCACGGCCCUGGCACAAUACCAUUUGAAUCCUGAA